AAUACUACGGACACACUUUCUCUCUCUGUCUCUCCCUCCCUCCCUCUCCAUUUCCCUCACCGCCAUUAAUCAAAUUCAACCUAGACAGAGAGAGAGAGGGAUCGAAAUCGACAGGGGAAUUCGAUAAUGAGGGAGAUCUUACACAUCCAGGGAGGCCAGUGCGGCAACCAAAUCGGCUCCAAAUUCUGGGAGGUUAUCUGUGACGAGCAUGGCGUUGAUCCGACCGGCCGCUACAAGGGCGAAGAAGGAAGCGCCGCGGCCGAUCUCCACCUCGAGCGCAUUAAUGUUUAUUUCAACGAGGCUUCCGGCGGCCGUUACGUCCCCCGCGCUGUCCUCAUGGAUCUGGAACCUGGAACCAUGGAUAGCAUCAGAUCUGGACCGUAUGGCCAGAUCUUCAGGCCGGACAAUUUCGUCUUUGGACAGUCCGGUGCUGGAAAUAACUGGGCCAAAGGUCAUUAUACCGAAGGAGCUGAGCUGAUCGAUUCCGUUCUCGAUGUUGUUCGCAAGGAAGCUGAGAAUUGCGAUUGUUUGCAAGGUUUCCAGGUUUGCCACUCACUUGGAGGUGGUACUGGUUCUGGCAUGGGAACUCUCUUGAUUUCAAAGAUAAGGGAGGAGUAUCCAGAUAGAAUGAUGCUCACAUUCUCUGUCUUCCCAUCACCAAAGGUCUCUGACACAGUUGUGGAGCCCUAUAAUGCAACACUCUCUGUUCAUCAGCUGGUGGAGAAUGCAGAUGAAUGCAUGGUCCUUGACAAUGAAGCUCUCUAUGAUAUCUGUUUCAGGACCUUGAAACUCAGCACCCCAAGCUUUGGCGACCUCAAUCAUUUGAUCUCUGCAACCAUGAGUGGAGUAACCUGUUGUUUAAGAUUCCCCGGGCAGCUGAACUCCGACCUUCGGAAACUGGCUGUGAAUUUGAUCCCCUUCCCCCGCCUCCAUUUCUUCAUGGUGGGAUUUGCUCCGCUCACCUCUCGCGGGUCUCAGCAAUACAUUUCCCUCACUGUCCCGGAACUGACCCAACAGAUGUGGGACUCCAAGAACAUGAUGUGUGCAGCGGACCCCCGACAUGGGCGUUACCUGACUGCAUCUGCCAUGUUCAGAGGGAAGAUGAGCACCAAGGAGGUGGACGAGCAGAUGAUCAACGUCCAGAACAAGAACUCGUCCUACUUCGUCGAGUGGAUCCCCAACAACGUGAAGUCAAGUGUGUGCGACAUUCCUCCAACCGGGCUGAAGAUGUCGUCGACGUUUGUUGGGAACUCGACCUCAAUCCAAGAGAUGUUCAGGAGGGUGAGCGAGCAGUUUACGGCCAUGUUCAGGCGCAAGGCCUUCUUGCAUUGGUACACCGGGGAGGGGAUGGAUGAGAUGGAGUUCACGGAGGCGGAGAGCAACAUGAAUGAUUUGGUGGCGGAGUAUCAGCAGUACCAAGAUGCCACUGCUGAUGACGAGGAAGAAGAGGAAUACAAUGACGGAAAUCAAGAGUAUGACUCUUAAUAAGAGCUUCUUCACCAAGACCAGACACCCUCAAUUUCCUAAGCUACGUUUUUUUUAAAAAGAUUAUCAUUUUCAUUCAAUGACUCUUCAUAUGCUUGAUUGAUUCGCCUUUCCUCUGUUUAAACUCUUUCUCAAGCGCUGGCUUUUCAGAAAGUUAUCAUUUGUUCAAAUCCUUGAUAUUUCAAAUUCUAUAUGCUGCACUGCGUUUAGCAAACACACAAAUCUUACAAACUCUUGCCACUAAAUUUUCAUCUAUUGC
Molecule: messenger RNA, 1744 nt
Organism: Cuscuta campestris
Lineage: Eukaryota; Viridiplantae; Streptophyta; Magnoliopsida; Solanales; Convolvulaceae
Source: the annotation of a GenBank genome assembly